AAUGUGCUUAAGAAAUAAUAAGUAGACAAGACAUGACCCAUUGAAACCAAUUAGAUGAAACCAAAGAAAUCUGAUAGUGAUGUGUUUUAGUUGUUCUCCUCUGAUCACAACUACUACCACCAUGAAAAAGAUGACAAUUCCAGCUGCUGCGAAGAAAACUAACCUCAAGAGGCUACCUAGAAGAUUGUAGUACAACUGUAAAGAAAAAACAAAUUAGCACUGCAUUGGUCGAAUCGCCCUUGAUCUAUAAAGUCAAAACCCAAAACGGAGUGACUUGAGUAGUAGUUUCAGGGAUCCAGACGCUCCUGAUUGCUCUCCUCAGUUUCUGGACAAGAUGAGGCUAAAUUCUCGCUUUGGAACUUCAUCAUUGAUCUAUGCAAGUCUUGUACUUGUGCUUUGUUUCAAGGCCAGUGGGGGCUCAGCUGAGAGAAGCAGUGCAUUCUUCAUAUUUGGUGAUUCUACUGUGGAUCCAGGCAACAACAAUUACAUUAAGACCACGCCUGAAAACCAAGCCAAUUACAAGCCUUACGGUCAGAACGGUUUCUUCAAGGAGCCAACAGGCCGAUUCUCAGAUGGCCGAAUUAUCGUCGAUUAUAUUGCUGAGUAUGCAAAAUUGCCUAUAAUUCCUCCGUAUCUGCAACCAUCUGCUGAUUACAGUCAUGGAGUUAAUUUUGCCUCUGGUGGGGCUGGAAUUCUUUCUACAACAAAUCCGGGUGUGGUCAUUGAUUUCAAGACACAGUUAGAGUACUUUCAUAAGGUACAACGGUCCCUAGCUGAGAAGUUAGGAACCGCAGAAGCAGAAGAAAUUAUAUCAAACGCAGUUUAUUUCAUUAGUAUGGGCAGUAAUGAUUACAUGGGAGGUUAUCUAGGUAAUCCAGAAAUGCAACAACUGCAUCCUCCCGAGGAUUAUGUCAGGAUGGUUAUUGGUAAUCUGACGCAGGGAAUUCAAGAGCUGUAUGAUCGCGGAGCCAGAAAAUUUGGAUUUCUGAGCUUAUGCCCUUUGGGUUGCUUGCCAGCCCUCCGAGUUCUCAAUCCUAAAGGCCACGAUGCUGGUUGUUUUGAACAAGCUAGUGCUCUAGCAUUUGCACAUAACAAUGCUCUACAGGCUGUCCUCCCUAAUCUUGAACUCCUCCUGCCCAAGGGAUUCAAAUACUGCAACUCCAAUUUCUAUGAUUGGCUCCUUGAUAGGAUUAAUGAUCCCACAAAGUAUGGAUUCAAGGAAGGAGAGAGUGCUUGUUGUGGUACAGGACCUUAUAGAGGAAUUUUCACUUGUGGAGGCACAAAGAAGGAUCCAAACUAUGAGUUGUGUGACAACCCCAGUGACCAUGUUUGGUUCGAUUCUUUUCAUCCAACAGAAAGGAUCCAUGAACAAUUUGCAAAAGCUCUCUGGGAUGGGCCGUCCUCUUCUGUGGGGCCAUACAACCUGGAAGGUCUGUUCUUCGACAAGCAAACUAUUGCUGAUGUUGUCGACAAUCCAGAAACUCAGCAGAUCUUUUGAGGGAAGUACGAUACAAGAGAAGUUAAUUUUUCAUGGCCAAAUAAGUAAGAAGUUUGUAUUAUCACUAAAAGAAGUGUUAUUCCUCUUAUACAUGAUUCAGCACCAAAGACUAGAGUUUGUUCCAUGUUAAAAAUACAGGACAUCCUUCCAGGAGGGAACAUUUCAUUGGUCUUGUUAAUGUUUAACCUUUGGGGCUUGGCCAUCCAUUGGUAGACAGAUUAUAAAUGGACAUAGGUUUCUUCACUGUGACUUUCUGGAUUAUAUAAGAGUUCAGACUGCCAUGAACGG
Molecule: messenger RNA, 1786 nt
Organism: Coffea eugenioides
Lineage: Eukaryota; Viridiplantae; Streptophyta; Magnoliopsida; Gentianales; Rubiaceae
Product: GDSL esterase/lipase 5-like
Exons: 5
Coding region: 335-1498 (387 amino acids)
Molecular function (GO): hydrolase activity, acting on ester bonds
Source: RefSeq, a predicted model, not a curated record